Molecule: messenger RNA, 2730 nt
Organism: Myotis daubentonii (Daubenton's bat)
Lineage: Eukaryota; Metazoa; Chordata; Mammalia; Chiroptera; Vespertilionidae
Gene: FGF19
Product: fibroblast growth factor 19
Biological process (GO): fibroblast growth factor receptor signaling pathway
Cellular component (GO): extracellular region
Molecular function (GO): growth factor activity; fibroblast growth factor receptor binding
Source: RefSeq, a predicted model, not a curated record
CCACCCGCCGAGAGGGUAAGACGCGCUAUAUAAGGCCGCUAGCCUGGAGCCGCUGCGCCCUCGGAACAGCGCACGCAGAGUGCACGGCUGGCUGAAGUGCCCCGCGGACACCCUGCCUCCUCACGCACAGCCCCGCAGGGCGUCCCAGCUGCGGCCCAGACUCCCGCACCCCCCAGCUGCCAGGAACUGCGCCCCGGAGCCUGAGAGAAGUGCCAUGCAAAGCGCGUGGAGCCGACGCGUUAUGGCCCGAGCCCUGGUCUUGGCCAGCCUCUGGCUGGCCUCAGCCGGGGGGCCCCUAGGUCUUUCGGACGCUGGGCCGCACGUGCACUACGGCUGGGGGGAGUCCAUCCGCCUGCGCCACCUGUACACCUCCGGCCCCCACGGCCCAUCCAGCUGCUUCCUGCGCAUCCGCGUUGACGGCGCAGUGGACUGCGCGCGGGGGCAGAGCGCGCACAGUUUGAUGGAGAUCAGGGCAGUCGCCUUGCGGAAAGUGGCCAUCAAGGGCGUGCACAGCGCCCUGUACCUCUGCAUGGAAGGCGACGGCAGGAUGCUAGGGCUGCCUCAGUUCUCGCCCGAGGACUGUGCUUUCGAGGAGGAGAUCCGCCCCGACGGCUACAACGUGUACCGGUCCCAGAAGCACCAGCUGCCCGUCUCGCUGAGCAGUGCCCGGCAGAGGCAGCUGUUCAAGGCCCGGGGCUUCCUGCCACUGUCCCACUUCCUGCCCAUGCUGCCCAGCAGCCCCGCGGAACCCGCGCGCCCAGAGCGCCCCUUGGAGCCGGACGCCUUCUCUUCGCCCCUGGAAACAGACAGCAUGGACCCUUUUGGGAUUGCCAACAACCUGAGGCUGUAAACCGGAGUUUGUAUCAAGCGGUGCGUUGUUACGGACCUGAGUGUUGGAGGAGGGAGGCGAAGGGGAGGAGAUGGCCGUGCCGUGUUUUUGCUGCGUCCAGUACUCUGCACUGCCUUCUGCAAGCUUUCUUUUUCAAUUGCAGUUGCUAUUUGAUAUUUUAUAUCGGGCCCUGGCCAGUGUGGCUCAGUUGGUUGGAGCGUGAGCCUGUGCACCGAAGGAUCACUGGUUCGAUUCCCCCAGAUACCUCGGGUUUCGGGUUCAACCCCUGGCUGGCGUUUGUACGGGAGGCAACUGACUGGUGUUUCUCACAUCCAUGUUUUUCUCCCCGUCUCUCUCUCCAGAGGCAAUACAAACACAUUUUUAAAAAGAAAACUUAAAUGUUUUAUAUUGGUUUCAGGUGUACAGCAUAGUUAGACAUGGAAUUUCUGAAAUGAUUCCCCUGGCAAGUCUAGUGCCCACCUGGCACCGCACAUAGCUAUUACAAUAUGAUGGACGGCAUUUGCUGUGCUGUGCUCUCCAGCCCUGUGAUCGAUACAGAACUGGCAAUUGGUACUUGUAAAUCCCAUCCCCUUUUCCACCCAGGCCGGCAGCAACCUCCCCUCCCCCGCGCCCCCGCCCCAUCUGGCAACCAUCAGCUUGUUCUUUGUAUCUGUGAUAUGAGUAAGAGUCUGUUUCUGCCUUGUUUGUUCAUUUAUUGUGUUCUUUACAUUCCACAUAUAAGUGAAACCAUACGGUAUCUGUCUUUGUCUGACUUAUUUCACUCAGCACCCCAUCUAGGUCCACCCAUGUUGUUGCAGAUGGCAAGAUUUCACUCUUUGUAUGGCUGAGUAAUAUUCUGUUGUAUAUAUGUGCCACCUCUUCUUUAUCCGCUCAUCCAUCAAUUAGAUAACGCAAGCUGGGUUGCUUCCCAUAAGCCUCGGAUUGCUUGCACCACCACUCAAAGCUGAGAGGGGCGGGUUAACCCGCUAGUGGGGGAGGCACUGCCCUGCCUCCACUCCGCUUGGGAAGUUGGCCUUGCCCCCUGGCUGCCUCUCCCUCCCCUGCCCUAGGUACUGUGGUCAAGUUUAGCGAACAGAACGUGCCCCUUUACAUUUGAAUUUCAAAUAAGCAAUGCAUUUUUUUUUUUUAGUGUAAGUAUUUCCCAUGCGAUUUUUGAGACCCUACUAAAAAAAAAUUACCCAUUUUCAUCUGAAAUUCAAAUUGAACUGGUGUCCUGUGUUUGCUCCGGCAGCCCUAGCUUUAGAGCCACAUCAUGGGGCCAAGUGAUGAGGGAGGACAGGGCAACGAGGGGCUCGGCUGCACUCACCUCUAAUGAGCUGGGUAGGCAGAGGCUGGGCGGCUGGACCGUGGCUGGCGAGCAGUCUGGGGCGGUCAGUCCCAGGACUGGCUUUGACAAUUGCCCCCUCAGGAGCCGGCCCAGAGCCUCAGUGAGUCAUUUUGGUGAAAUCCAUCUCUGAGGCCUGUUUUAAGAGUUACAAGUGAGAACCUAAGAAAAGGGUCUGACUCACAGUGAGUCCUUAUCAUCGUUAUUACGGCGCGAGUGGGGAAAUGAAGGUUCAAGAAAAGAAUGUUCUAGCACCUGUGGAAGGGCAGCAAGGAGUGGAUGGCCAGGAGCAGAGAUCGGAUGGCAGCGGCGGUGGCGGUGUGAGUGGGGCAGGACAGGAGCCAGUCCAAAGCACAAUGGCAAUCCCGGGUGACACGGGUGCUGGCUCUGGCAGGAGGCGGCUCUGGGCAUGGUCCCACCUGGCCCGGUGCGCGGGCUCAUCCCAUGGUUGAUCAGCUGCCAACCACCCACCCACUUUGGCAGACAAGCUACCCAGGAGGCCAUAGAACCUUGGAUACAGGACCCUGGGGGAAGGGGUGAGAAGGGGGAGGAAAGC